AUGGAUCAUUACUUUGAAGGACAGAAUCCAUCCCAGAUAAAGGUUGGUGCUAAGAAGAUGAAGAGCAAGAAAAGAAUGAACUGAUCAAGGAAGAACCCCCUUGCUGGAGUUCCAUUAGCCAAUCUGAGCUACUUCAUCAAGCGUAAAAAUAAGCAAAUGGCAGAGUAUGCUGAAGUUAUCCCAAAGCAAGGGAAAAAUCGUAGGGAAAGAAUCUUUGCAACAAAAGUCAAGCAUUUUAAGUCAAACGCACAGAUACAGAAGGACUUGUCACAGUGGAAUUACAAGAGCAAGGAGAAGCUAUUUAAGCUUCAAGAUAUUACCUCUGAUAAGGAGAAGAAAGACUAUACAAGGCUGAGCGAGCCGCAAAAAUAUAUAAGGAAUGAUCUGAAUCAGGAGAUGCCUCCUAAAAAGUUCGAAAACACCCAGUCUACAUUCUACAACAUCGAUCACAAAGGCGUUAGGAAAGGAAAAUAUUCUUUUGAUACAGACUAUGAGGGGUAUCUGACUAACCAAUCGACCAGUACUGCAAGCCAUCGGAACCAAAGAGUAGGGAAGGCUUAUUCUAAUUCCAGGCGUCCAAAUCAAAAUACCAUGCACAAAAGAGGAUCUUCUUAUUCAGACCACCAUACUUAUGAUGCAGUGAGGAGGAUCCAUAAAAAGAGUAAUUCCAUAUCUUAUGACUCUUAUACACACAUGAGCGGCGAUGAGGCAUAUCUCCGAUCAAAACUGUCUCAUGGAACUAGCAAAGGACCGUUUUUGGGGCAAAAUUUUUCCCAGAUGAAAAGAUCUAAGACGAAUAACUACAUCCAAGACCUGAAUCAUUAUAAGGCUAAGUUUAAUCAUAGUCAAGGUAUUAUAAAGGAUGUGUCUAGUUCUGAAGAUCUUUCUCCAGAGCCAACUACUAUUACCAUCCGAAAGAAGGUUAAAACGGCUGGAGAUAGUAAUAGUUCUAAAAAUCCUUUCUACACAACAUUUGGGCCUCUAAACUCUAUCGAAAGGACACAGACAUCAAGUAAUACAAAUGGGGAGAGAAUGUUUACUGGCACUAGAGACCAGAAUCCCUUCAAAUCUGGGGGAGGUUAUAACCUCACUCCUACACUUCCGAAUAUGGACAACUGGAAGAAUGGUGUUGAUGACGAGCCGGAGCCAGUGAAGAACAUUGGAAAUUCCUAUCCCAAAAAGAAGCGUAAAAGGGACCCUUUCCAAGAUAAAGUUUUUCAAGUGAAACAUCCUAAACAGAUGUCCACUGCUUCUAAACGCAAGAGAGCCAAGAAGCCAAUGAACAAUGCUUUCUUUACAAAUGAUAAGAAUUUUAGGAAUAUUGAGAUGACUUUUAAUAAGAACGAAGAUAUUAUGUGAAGGAAUACACCCUCUGUUGCCGACAUUAACUUUACAAAGGAAGAGCAGUCUCAAUGUAAAACCAAGGUCAUAAUCGCCAAGGACAAUAUCCUACAGACCAAGAAAAAGUCCAAGAAAGUUAUGAAUGAUGUGAGGGAUAUAUUAGGUGCAAUUAACGAACUCAAAUCUGCUGGCAAAGCUAUUGAAAUUAUCAAAAAGAGCCAAGGAGGUGCAAGGGUCAAUACCUCACCGUUCAAAGACUAUAAUUCUAACCCGACCAUUGCAGAUAGGGGAUAUGAAACACUUGCUAUGGAGUAG
Messenger RNA from Moneuplotes crassus, 1656 nucleotides. Lineage: Eukaryota; Ciliophora; Spirotrichea; Euplotida; Euplotidae. The record is from the annotation of a GenBank genome assembly.